AUGGCGUAUAUUGACUAUUCAACAUACAGAGAAUUUAUCGAUAACAGUAGUAAUAUAUUUUUAAAGUUUUGUAAAGAUCUUGCACUAAAUGGUUCAUCAAAAAAAAUUUACACAGAACGUGUAAAUUUCAUUAAAAAUAUAUUCAGUGCAGAUGAAGGAAUAACGCAUGUUAGACUUAUUGAUGCUAAAUGUAACAUAUCAUAUAUUAUAACUUCGUUAUUAAAGAAUUCUCCAUCCGGAGUCGAAGAUAUGAACUGUAAUAAUCAAAAUUGCCAGAAUUCAAAUAGACAAGCAUCAUGUCCAUUGUCCAACCAUCAUUUUAAGAUUUCAACAAGAUUUGUCUGGAAUAGAAGAUUUACUUAA
Messenger RNA from Macrosiphum euphorbiae (potato aphid), 363 nucleotides. The record is from the annotation of a GenBank genome assembly. NCBI's taxonomy places the organism in Eukaryota, Metazoa, Arthropoda, Insecta, Hemiptera, Aphididae.